AUGGAGGCUGAACAGCACUUUCUGCGAGACCAAGUCCAGACAUUCAAUUCUUCUCUGAGUCAAUAUCCACAUGGAAGUAGCCCUCAACUCCCAUUACAGGUUGGAGAGGGUUCACAACCGGUAACUCCCUGGAAUGUUGAUAGAAGUGUAAUGGCUCCUUUGAUUGAUAAAUAUGAUCAUCACAUUGAAGAAAUGUCUAAACAACUACACAAAUACCAGGGUCAAAUGGCAGACUUAAAAGUCAAACUGGACAGCGUUAUCAAGGAAAACGAAAGGCUGCAUACAGAGCUCAGGCAGUCCGUGGAGAGGCAGUUGCAUGUUCUCCCAGUGUCCACAGCAGCUGAGGGCAGCGCAGUGGAAGAAGAAACCAUUAUCAACAACCUUCAGGAGCAGAUACAGCUUUCAGAAAAGGAGCGAGGACAGGCCAUGGAGUUGUGGCAAACAGCGUCCCAAGAACUCGAUCAUCUUCAGCAGAUUUAUCAGAAGACCAUUUCUGACACGCAGAUGCAGGAUGUCCAGAGGAAGCAGCUCACAGAUCAGCUUGUUCAUUUCCAACAACAAGUACAAAAGCUCGUAGUAGACAAUCAGAAGUUGGGAAUGACCAACCAGCAGUUUCUCAAGACACUAACUGAGCAGACAACCGAAAUGGAGGAGCUACAAAGUAAUAACAGGCAGUCUAAGGCUGAACUGCGGAUGGCUACAGCCAAAGUAAACGAGAUGACCAAAUUAUUGCAGAAUCUCCAGGAACAGAUGCAGAGACGGGAAGAAGAUGUGGCCGUGGCUCAGGGGCGAGAGAAUGCAAGCGAUAUAAGACUGCAGCAGCUUCAGUCGGCCCUGGGUCAACUGGAAUCCAGAUUAAAUGCUGCAACGCAGGAAGCAGAAACUGUUCGACGAGCUCAAAGUGUUUAUGAACAAAAGGUUGCGGAGCUCCAAGCCCGUUGCACCACUUUAGAGGAAGAGAAAUAUGCAGCUCUAACCAAGGUCCGAGUAAAAGAUCAGACCGUGGAGGAGGCUACACUGCAGAAAGAGAAGGCCCUGUUAAGAGAAAAACAGCUAACAGAGGAGUUGCAAAAGACAAAGGACACUAUAAAACAGUUGAUCCAGGAUGCAGCGGUCCGUACGAGAAAAGAGGUUGAGAAUGUUCGGAAGCAGUGCAGUGUUCAGAUUCUCAGGAUGACAGAGGAGCUGUCUGCAUUACAACUGGAAUGUGCGGAUAAACAAUCGCAAAUUGAAAGGUCCUUACGAGAGAGAAAAGCCGUGGAGGAAGAACUUGAAAAGGUGUACAAAGAGGGCAGAGCGGAGCCAGAGUUUAGAAAGAUAGAAGCUCUUCACCACAAGUGUCUGGAGGCCGAGAGGAGGAGAGAAGACCUAUUUAUCACUCUGCAGAGCACCCAGAGCAAACUUAAAAAGAUGGAAAUGGACUACAGUGAAGAGCUGUCCCGGUGCCAAGAGGAAGUCCGACGGCUACAGAACUCUUUGGCUACAUCCAGGGAAGAGUGUGUGAGCAUCAGCGAGGAGCGUCUUAAACUACAGCAGGAAAAUACUCAGCUCCGCAAAGAUGUAGACGAUACAAGAAAAUCUUAUGUGAUUGAUCAAAAGAAAUCCAAGCAACUGACGUCGCAAUUGGAACAGGAAUAUUGCUUAAAAGAGCGAGAACUGGACGCUCAAAUUCGUGAGUUGGAAGAAUCGAGCAAAAGAAACAACGCUGAUGUCGCCCGCCUUCUCGCCGCACAGCAGAAAACCACUCAGCGCUGGAAAGAAGAGGCCAAAAAACUCAUCCAGGAUUUUGAGACAAAAACAAUGAGCCACAAGUCCGAGCUUAAUCGUCAAAAGCAACGCUCACAUGAACUUGAACUGCAGAUUGAAGCUCAUUCUGGCACUAUUGCAGAGUACGAGCAACAGCUGGCAGAAUAUCAGGAGAAAACCAGCCGUCUUCAAAUACGACUUACACAGGCCGAACAAAAAGCAACUUCAGCUACACAUCAGUUAUGUCUUUUAACUUCACAACUGAGGAAAAGACACAUGGAUGACACAGAGACUAUAUGA
Messenger RNA from Knipowitschia caucasica, 2046 nucleotides. The record is from the annotation of a GenBank genome assembly. Lineage: Eukaryota; Metazoa; Chordata; Actinopteri; Gobiiformes; Gobiidae.